Molecule: messenger RNA, 2033 nt
Organism: Chlorella variabilis
Lineage: Eukaryota; Viridiplantae; Chlorophyta; Trebouxiophyceae; Chlorellales; Chlorellaceae
Exons: 17
Coding region: 1-1656 (551 amino acids)
Biological process (GO): phospholipid biosynthetic process
Cellular component (GO): membrane
Molecular function (GO): phosphotransferase activity, for other substituted phosphate groups
Source: RefSeq, a predicted model, not a curated record
AUGUGGCUGGCGCCCAACCUGAUCACCCUGCUUGGCCUCUUUGCGCUGCUGCUAUCCUACGUCGUGGCUGCGGUGCACCUGCCCGAGUUUGCCGGCACCGCGCCGCUCUGGCUCUACUUCUCCAGCGCCUUUGCCGUCUUCUUCUACCUCCACAUGGACUGCCUGGACGGCAAGCAGGCGCGACGCACCAAGAACAGCUCGCCCCUGGGGCAGCUGUUCGACCACGGCUGCGACGCGCUGGCUGUGCACCUGGUGCUGAUGAACGUGGCCUGCUCCCUCAACGUGCCCAUGGGCUGGCGCAUGAUCUCUGGCACUUACUGUGUGAUGGUGCCCUGGAUUAUGGCGCACUGGGAGGAAUACCACACAGGCACCAUGGUGUAUGGCAACGGGUACAUGGGCGUGACAGAGGCAAACUAUUCGGUGGUGAUGAUGCACCUCAUCACCUGCGCCAUCAGGCAAGCAGCAUUGCUCGGUGACUUGUUGCCUGGGCCGCAGACGUGGCUGGUGCACCCUUUUGCAGCGCUCAUGAGCAGCAGCGUGGCGCAGGCGCUGCUGCCGGGCUUUGUGACCAAGCUGGUAUCACAGAUUCAGCUCAACGACCUUGCGGUGCUGUGGAUUUCCUCCAUGGCGGUGAUGCUGCUGUGCCAGCAGGUGGAGCGCGUGUUCAGGCUGUCGGGCACCCAGCAGCUGGAGCACACCACGCUGCCCAAGCGGGAGCAGGGGCACAAGCAGCUGGGCAAGCAGCACGCGGCAUCGCACCUGCUGCAGCUUCUACUGAUGUUCGCGCUGGGCGGCAUGCUGCUCAUGCUGCCGCACCCUGCGCCCGGCCAGGGGAGGGUGGUGAUGGGCACGUUUGGGGUCAUCUAUGCAAUGCAGGCCACCAAGCUGAUCAUGGCUCACAUGUCCAAGGAGCCGUUUGAGGUCGCCGCCUGGCCGCUGGUGGCCAUGGCAGCGCAGAUUGCCAACCACUUCCUGGGGUGGCUGGACCCAGUGCUGCUGGGCUACAGCGUGAAUGCGGUGGUGGUGGCGGGUUACCUGCACUACGUGAUCAGCAUGAUCAACGAAAUCUGCGCCUUCCUCAAGAUCCCUUGCCUGACCGUCCGCAAGGGGCCCUUUGCUAACUCUCCCCCGACCACUCCAAAUCAAAGACACACCAUGGCUGCUAAGAUUAAGCGGGCGCUGAGGGUCUGGAACAGCGUCGAGGAUUUUCAGGAGGGUGAGGAGUGGCAGGAGGCCCUGGAUGCGCUGGAGUCUGUGACCGGCCAGGUGUCUGGCGACCCCAAGGGAUUUGACCUGACCGGAGACGGCGAGCGCUGGGAGGCGGCGGGCGGCGACGAGAUCAGCGAGGCCGCCGAGUUCCCCACAGUUCUGUACGAGAAGUGGGUGGAGGUGCUGGGCCAGGCGGCCGAAAACCUGGAGUGGGAGCCCGCGCAGUGGGAGGCGCUGUGGAAGAAUCUGCAGAAGUGGGGGCGCGCCCUGACCCGCGCCGGCCUCGACUUUGGCUCCGACACCGGCAUGGCCGAGCUGCAGGACAUCAUCGAGACGUACGCCAGCGGCGCGCCCAAGCAGCGCAAGCGCAAGGCGCCGGUGGAGGAGCCGGCGGAGGAGGCCGAGGAGGAGGAGCCUGGGGCCAAGAAGGCAAAGGACAACGAGUGAGGCGGAGGCCGCAGCUGGGAGUCUGCCAGGCGCUGCCCGGUGCUAUGCCAGGCGCUGCCCGCUGCGGCCUGGCGCCCAGCACCCUUCCCCGCACAAGGCCGGCGGCAGGCCCGCACAAACGCUGGGCGGUUGAGUCAUUGAACUGUCCGUUGUUUGCUCUGGCUGGCAGCAACACUGUUGCACUGGAGCCCCGUUGCCUUCUGAAUUCAACUCUCUUGACACGAUGCCCACACCAUACCGCUGACACUGCCCACGCUCACGGGCUCUGACUGAAAACACCGCCCAUGCCUUCUGGCAUUCAUGUGACCAGACACUUUGCUGCUGCACUUUCGCUGUUUUGUUGCAAGCCUCGUUUCCAUUUAAACACACAUUUGGGG